AUGAUUUCUUUGACUCGCUUCCUUCCUUUCAUCUUUUUCCUUAAUUCUUUCUAUAUUUUCGUUCCUUCUCCUUCACUUUUGGUUCUUUUUUCUACUUCAUUCCUUGUAUUGCAUCAUUCAUUCUCUUCCAUCCGUCCUUCCUUCAUUCCUUCCUUCCUUCCCUCCGUCCUUCCUUCAUUCCUUCCUUCCUUCCCCCCGUCCUUCCUUCAUUCAUUCCUUCCUUCAUUCCGUCCUUCCUUCAUCCAUUCCCUCCGUCCUUCCUUCAUUCCUUCCUUCCUUCAUUCCGCCCUCCCUUCAUUCCGCCCUUCCUUCAUUCCGUCCUUCAUUCCUUCAUUCCUUCCUUCCUUCCCUCCGUCCUUCCUUCCUUCAUUCCUUCCUUCAUUUCUUCUUUCCUUGCUCCCCCCGUCCUUCCUUCAUUCAUUCCUUCAUUCAUUCCGUGCUUCCUUCAUCCCUUCCCUCCGUCCUUCUUUCCUUACCUCCGUCCUUCCUUCUUCCUUCUUUCCUUCAUUCCGUCCUUCCUUCAUUCGUCCUUCAUCCUUCCUCCGUCCUUCCUUCAUUCCUUCCUUCCUUCAUUUCGUCCUUCCUUCAUUCCGUCCUUCCAUCCUUCCCUCCAUCCUUCCUUCAUUCCUUCUUUCCUUCAUUUCGUCCUUCCUUCAUUCCGUCCUUCCAUCCUACCCUCCGUCCUUCCUUCAUUCCUUCCUUCCUUCCCCCCUGUCCUUCCUUCAUUCCGUCCUUCCAUCCUUCCCUCCGUCCUUCCUUCAUUCCUUCCUUUCUUCAUUUCGUCCUUCCUUCAUUCCGUCCUUCCAUCCUUCCCUCUGUCCUUUUCCUUCAUUCCUUCAUUCCUUCCUUCCUUCCCUCCGUCCUUCCUUCCUUCAUUCCUUCCUUCAUUUCUUCUUUCCUUGCUCCCCCCCGUCCUUCCUUCAUUCAUUCCUUCAUUCAUUCCGUGCUUCCUUCAUCCCUUCCCUCCGUCCUUCCUUCAUUCCUUCUUUCCUUCAUUCCGUCCUUCCUUCAUUCCGCCCUUCCAUCCUUCCCUCCGUCCUUCCUUCAUUCCUUCUUUCCUUCAUUCCGUCCUUCCUUCAUUCCGUCCUUCCAUCCUUCCCUCCGUCCUUCCUUCAUUCCUUCCUUCCUUCAUUUCGUCCUUCCUUCAUUCCGUCCUUCCAUCCUUCCCUCCAUCCUUCCUUCAUUCCUUCUUUCAUUCAUUCCGUCCUUCCUUCAUUCCGCCCUUCCAUCCUUCCCUCCGUCCUUACUUCAUUCCUUCCUUCCUUCAUUUCGUCCUUCCUUCAUUCCGUCCUUCCUUCCUUCCCUCCGUCCUUCCUUCAUUCCUUCCUUCCUCCUAUCCGUCCCUCCGUCCUUCCUUCUUUCCUUCCCUCCGUCCUUCCUUCAAGGUAUAUUGUGAAGGAGAUAUAUUUUCAAGGAGGUAUAUUUUGA
This is a messenger RNA of Acanthosepion pharaonis, 1428 nucleotides long. The record is from the annotation of a GenBank genome assembly. Lineage: Eukaryota; Metazoa; Mollusca; Cephalopoda; Sepiida; Sepiidae.